AUGUAGUCUAAGAUAGACACUAGAAAUAAUUUACUAAUCACUAUCUAUAUAAACUAAAUCAACAAACAAAUAGAUUCUAAGCUAAUUUAAUACAUAGACCUCUAUUUAAGAAUUAAUGUAUAAAAUCAAACUUUCCCAGCUUUAUACAAACUUUUAAGUAUCUAGAAAUCAAUAAAUGAUGAUGAUUUGAUGACAUUCCAGUAUCUAAAAUCUAUGAUAUUCCAAAAAGCAGAUGAGUAGGAAUAAAAGAAAAGCAGAGAUUAUCUCAAUUUAGAUUAAAUUCUAAGGAUAGAUGAACUGUUUGUUAAAUACAAAAAUAAUGUCCUCUAAACUUCUCUUACGAUUGAAAGAUUCUGGACUGAAAUUAGUAAAACUGAUUAUAUUGUAAUGAACUUGAUAGCAUUAGGAAACACAAUAGUAGAGUAAUAUCUCUAGACAAAAUAAAUAUUUGAAUCAAUCAUUGAAAAUUAGAACGACAAUGAGGAAGCUGUAGUAAUUCAUGUAAAAUUUCUUGAAAAAAUCAUGAAUUUUGAAUUGGAAUCUCAAUACUAUAGCAACUUGCUCAACAAUAUCAGGUAAAAGUUAUCGAUUAAAAAACAAAGCCAUUAUUUGCAAAACUAAGAAUAGCAGGCAAUUAUUUUGGUUUCCUGUUUACCUACAUAAACAAAUAAAAUACUAUAUGUGAACAAAACAUUCUAUAAAACUCUGGGCUAUAAUCAAGCUAAAGAUAUUUAAGACAGACCAUUGAGUGCAGUUAUACCUAGGGAAUAUGCAGAUUCUCAUGAUAAAAUAUUAGAUAGAUUUUUAAAUAGAAUUCAAUUUCAAUCAAACUUUGAGAAAUCCCAACGAAGAGUUUGGAUGCUAAAGAAGGAUCUUACUAUUUUGGCUGGAUAGAUUGAUACUGUUCUCAGAAUUUCACAAAAGGAAGAUCUUGUAAUUUAAGGAAUUUUCAAUUCUAGCAAUGAAAUUAUAACUCCUAAUUUUACUUUUAAUCUUAAAGAGGCUCAAAUAUUGCUUUGUGAUGAGCAAGGUAUUAUCAUGAAUUCCUCGAGAUCCUUUAUUGAUAAAUUUAUUGACACAGAUUUUUUUUCAUUUGACGAUGCUAGAAUAUUUGUUCAUGAUGUCAUCAUUGAACUUUCAAAAUUUACAGAUAUUGAACUUAAAGAGGGAGUACAAGCAUAAAUGAUAAAUAAAAUCUCGUGUUCAUAAUAUAAAACAAAAAAUAUGAGCGAAAACUAUCUAGAUAUUUUUCUUUAAUAGAAUAUCUAUAAUUUGCCCAAUAAGAUGAUAAUCAAAGAGUAUAUUAUACUUGUUCAAUCAGAUUUCUAAACUAAUAACAAAAAAAGAAUGACAAAGAAAAUUUUUAUGGAUGAGGAGGAGAAGUAAAUUUAAAAAUGA
Messenger RNA from Stylonychia lemnae, 1398 nucleotides. The record is from the annotation of a GenBank genome assembly. NCBI's taxonomy places the organism in Eukaryota, Ciliophora, Spirotrichea, Sporadotrichida, Oxytrichidae.